AUCAGCAGGAGCUUACGUUCCACGAUUGAGAAAUUAGAAAGAGACAGCAUGUCUCAUCUCCUAUAUAUCACUUUGCUACUUGGCGCAGUGAUCACCAUUGACGCGUCCCAAUGUUCUUGCCCCGAAAGACAUCCUCAAGAGGCUUUUUGUGGUGCACAGUUUGUAAUCCGAGCAAAGGUGCUUUCUCAAGAGGAAUACCAAGAAAAUUUUACUCAUAUCUUCGACCUCCGCAUCCUGAAGACAUACAAAGGAGGAUACCGACUCCACGAGGUGGAAAGCGUCAAUGUUUACGGCUCCAGACAGCGAAGCCUGUUUGCCAAAGCGUACACCUUUACUCUUGAUAGCCUGUGCGGGGUUAAACUGAACAACAACAAAGUGUAUCUCAUCUCGGGCCAAAUAAAGAAAGGAAAGUUGGAGCUUAAUCAGUGCCACUGGAAUCAGGAAUGGUCCCAAAUCACUGUGCGACAGCGUCUUGGGGUGAUGCGGUUUUACCGUGAAAACUGCGCGUGUCAAAUCUCGCCCUGCUACACCGUGUUUUGUAACAAGAAGCCGAAGUUGAGGGGAUGUGGUAAGCCUUCUGGAAUCGAUCACGACAGCUGCGAAUGGGGUCAUUCCUACUGCCUUCAAAAUGCUGAAAAAACCGCAUGCUCUUGGCGUAAAACUACUGACUACAAGAGCUGCAUCACCAAAGCGAAACCAUAGAAGUUGAACUGUGAACAUGCUUUAUGCAAAAAACGACGACGAAAGCGAGGAAGAGAGAGACAAGGGUAAAAACACUUCAAUAGUGGCCAAUUCACUACGUUAGUUUUAGAUUUUAAGAGAAAAAUAAUGACAAAAAAAUGCUGAUAGAUUCUUUCAUUAGCCUAUCAUGACAUUUUUCUCUAACUCAGUGCCAAGUUUAAACCACACAUUUUAAAAGGAAGUAUUAAAAAAGUCCUCAUGGGAAAAUUCCCAAAGCGAAAACCACAAUCAAGUGAGGAACUGACACUCGUUUCCUGUUGUCCCUUCCUCUGUUCCGUUAGUCCAAGCUCUUUUCAUAACUUAUCGUGUUCCUUUAUUCGUCUCUUCGUCUACCCCUCUGUUUCCAUGUUCCUCUGUUUCCAUGUUCCUCUGUUUCCAUGUUCCUCUGUUUCCAUGUUCCUCUGUUUCCAUGUUCCUCUGUUUCCAGUGGUCCUCUGUUUCACUGUUCCACUGUUCUACUAUUCUCACUGAAAUGUAAUACUUUUACUCCGCGUAUUCCUCCGAUCUAAAACGCAAUGUUCCUCUUUCCUUUCAAUUCUGUGUAACUCUGUUCCAACUGUUCCUCUUUCUCACACGACUUCUUAUUAUUCUUUAUUUCUUUUCCAAAUAUUCUUCUGUAGCUCUGAUUCAACCAACCCUGUAUGCUCACUGCCCCUCUAUAACCAAAUUUCCCCAUCAUUGCCUUUGGUGUAUUCCGCUUUCCUCCUGACCCUUAGUGUGUUCCUUUGCUAUGUUAGGGGAAAAUUUAGUGAUUUUACCCUGUGGAUGUUUAAGCAUAUUUAUUCGUUGUUUUCAGAAUUUUAGCGUUCUCAAUUCUUGCGAGUUUCUUUCAUUGCGAUGUUUUAAAGUGAUAAAAAAAAGCUACAAGUAAAAUUUGGGAAUAAAAUAAGGGAAUAUAUAUAUAUAUAAAAUUUGAAUAGCCCAGUUGAGUUGUACAGCUACAUCUCGGUACUUUUGUUCUUCAAUUCUAGUGAAAAUUUAGGUAAAUGUAAGUGUUAAUGGUCUUUCUGGAAAAAAAAUUGGUUCUCAUGGUAGUUGGCAGCUGAGUUAAACUCGUAAUUUUAAUUUCCUUUCAUACGAUAGUUUCCACACCAACCUUGCAUAGAUGAGCAAAAACUUUUGAUUACUUUUCCACUCUCAUUUCUUAAGCGGCGCUAUCGCAAUUAAGAUAGGUAUUCUCUUUCUAUACCAGAGCUGUGAAUUCUCACCUAAGUUCCUACUUUUAAUGACCUUGCGUUGAUUGCAUCCGUCCUUUUAAUUUGAAAUUCUUUUCGUCGUAGAAAGAUGGGAAUAUUUAAGUAGUUUUCGUUUAACUUCAAAGAGCGCCUCUUUUGUUUUGAUGUUUAAAUAUGGCUGAUUUGGAUAACAAUAGCUCUUCACACCAGUUAGCUUCUAAGCAGCUACCUGGUACAGUUUUGUUGAUUACAUCCUUGAUUACAAGCUUGUGUAGGCUAGAGGUCAUGUCACUUGUUGGCCUGACUUAGAAUAAAGUUCACUGGGGAACCAAAUACUAUCUCAUCCUUGAUGUCCGUACAAGCUCGCUCGAAGUAGAUCUCCGUGUGCCAGGAAAUCGUGACGAGUUUCCGUUCUCGCUGCCAAGUGGUCUCUACCGAGUUAUUUUCCCCAAGUUAUGUUGUGCCGUCCGCGAAGGUCCAGUUUCCCAGUUUGGGUGCGAAAACCUAUCGUCGCAGCUUCCAUAGUUUACGAGUUCCUCUUCGCUGUUCCGCCAGUAAAGCAAUGAAGCAAACUAUUGCAGAUCGCGGUAGAUGAAGAACAUGA
Stylophora pistillata is the source of this 2520-nucleotide messenger RNA. RefSeq names its product metalloproteinase inhibitor 3. Gene Ontology annotation, biological process: negative regulation of membrane protein ectodomain proteolysis; negative regulation of endopeptidase activity. Gene Ontology annotation, cellular component: extracellular matrix. The record is from RefSeq and is a predicted model, not a curated record. Gene Ontology annotation, molecular function: metalloendopeptidase inhibitor activity; protease binding. NCBI's taxonomy places the organism in Eukaryota, Metazoa, Cnidaria, Anthozoa, Scleractinia, Pocilloporidae.